Phyllostomus hastatus (greater spear-nosed bat) is the source of this 4098-nucleotide messenger RNA. RefSeq names its product WW and C2 domain containing 1 (gene WWC1). Gene Ontology annotation, cellular component: cytoplasm. NCBI's taxonomy places the organism in Eukaryota, Metazoa, Chordata, Mammalia, Chiroptera, Phyllostomidae. The record is from RefSeq and is a predicted model, not a curated record. Gene Ontology annotation, molecular function: molecular adaptor activity; kinase binding. Gene Ontology annotation, biological process: regulation of DNA-templated transcription; negative regulation of organ growth; cell migration. The coding region runs from base 9 to 3401 and encodes 1130 amino acids. The transcript is spliced from 23 exons.
UUGGGAAGAUGCCCCGACCGGAGCUGCCCCUGCCGCAGGGCUGGGAGCAGGCGCGCGACUUCGACGGCAAGGUCUACUACAUAGACCACACGAGCCGCACCACCAGCUGGAUCGACCCGCGGGACAGGUACACCAAACCGCUCACCUUCGCCGACUGCAUCAGUGACGAGCUGCCCCUAGGAUGGGAGGAGGCGUACGACCCUCAGGUUGGAGACUACUUCAUUGACCACAACACCCAAACCACUCAGAUCGAGGACCCCCGGGUGCAAUGGCGGCGGGAGCAGGAGCACAUGCUGAAGGAUUACCUGGUGGUGGCCCAGGAGGCCCUGAGUGCACAGAAGGAGAUCUACCAGGUGAAGCAGCAGCGCCUGGAGCUCGCGCAGCAGGAGUACCAGCAGCUGCACGCCGUCUGGGAGCACAAGCUGGGCUCCCAGGUCAGCUUGGUGUCCGGUUCGUCGUCCAGCUCCAAGUACGACCCUGAGAUCCUGAAAGCGGAAAUCGCCACAGCGAAAUCCAGGGUCAACAAGCUGAAGAGGGAGAUGGUUCACCUCCAGCAGGAGCUGCAGUUCAAAGAGCAUGGCUUUCAGACCCUGAAGAAAAUCGAUAAGAAGAUGUCGGAUGCGCAGGGCAGCUACAAACUGGACGAAGCUCAGGCUGUCUUGAGAGAAACGAAGGCCAUCAAGAAGGCCAUCACCUGUGGAGAGAAGGAAAAGCAAGAUCUCAUUAAGAGCCUUGCGAUGCUGAAGGAUGGCUUCCGGACCGACGGGGGGUCCCACUCCGACCUGUGGUCCAGCAGCAGCUCUCUGGAGGGUCCCGGCUUCCUGCUGCCGAAACAGUUCCUGGACGUGAGCUCCCAGACAGACAUCUCGGGAAGUUUCGGCCCCAGCAGCAACAAUCAGUUGGCAGAGAAGGUCAGACUGCGCCUUCGAUACGAAGAGGCUAAGAGGAGGAUCGCCAACCUGAAGAUCCAGCUGGCCAAGCUGGACAGUGAGGCCUGGCCCGGAGUGCUGGACUCAGAGAGGGACCGGCUGAUCCUCAUCAAUGAGAAGGAGGAGCUGCUGAAGGAGAUGCGCUUCAUCAGCCCCCGGAAGUGGACCCAGGGGGAGGUGGAGCAGCUGGAGAUGGCCCGGAAGCGGCUGGAGAAGGACCUGCAGGCAGCCCGGGACACCCAGAGCAAGGCCCUGACGGAGAGGCUAAAGUUAAACAGUAAGAGGAACCAGCUGGUGAGAGAACUGGAGGAAGCCACCCGGCAGGUGGCAGCUCUGCAUUCCCAGCUGAAGAGCCUCUCGAGCAGCAUGCAGUCCCUGUCCUCGGGCAGCAGCCCUGGGUCCCUCGCGUCCAGCCGGGGCUCCCUGGCCGCCUCCAGCCUGGACUCCUCCACCUCCGCCAGCUUCACUGACCUCUACUAUGACCCCUUCGAGCCACUGGACUCAGACCUGCAGAGCAAGGUGGAGUUCCUGCUGCAGGACGGGGCCACGGGCUUCCGGCCCUCGGGGUGCAUCACCACCAUCCACGAGGACGAGGUGGCCAAGACCCAGAAGGCAGAGGGGUGUGGCCGCCUGCAGCCCCUGCGCUCCCUGUCUGGCACCCCGAAGUCCAUGACCUCUCUGUCCCCCCGCUCCUCCCUGUCCUCCCUCUCCCCGCCCUGCUCCCCGCUCAUCGAUGACCCCCUCCUGGCUGGAGAUGCCUUCCUGAGCCCCCUGGAGUUCGAAGAGCCGGAGCUGAGCGCCACUCUUCGCGAACUGAGCCUGGGCGGCAGCAGCCGGGAGAGGUACCAGCUGGAGGAUCCAGGAGCGGAGGCCAAGCAGUUGGGCCAAGCUGUGAAUGCGGCCCAGGGGUGUGGCCUCAAAGCGGCCUGUGUCUCGGCUGCGGUGUCGGAUGAAUCCGUGGCCGGGGACAGUGGUGUGUACGAGGCUUCAGUGCAGAGACUCGGUGCUUCGGAAGCCCCUGCGUUCGACGCUGACGAAUCAGAAGCAGUGGGAGCAACCCGGGUUCAGAUUGCCCUGAAGUAUGACGAGAAGAAUAAGCAAUUUGCAAUAUUAAUCAUCCAGCUGAGCAACCUUUCUGCCCUGUUGCUGCAACAAGACCAGAAAGUCAACAUCCGUGUGGCCGUCCUCCCCUGCUCCGAAAGCACCACCUGCUUGUUCCGGACGCGGCCCCUGGACGCCUCGGACACCCUCAUAUUCAACGAGGUGUUCUGGGUGUCCAUGGCCUACCCAGCCCUUCACCAGAAGACCUUAAGAGUCGACGUCUGUACCACCGACCAGAGCCAUCUGGAGGAUUGCCUGGUGAGGGCCCUGUCUGUCUGUCCAUCCGUCCCACCUUCUGUCCUCCUGGCACUGCAGGAAGAAGAGAUGGGAGGCGCCCAGAUCAGCCUGGCUGAGGUCUGCCGGUCUGGGGAGAGGUCGACUCGCUGGUACAACCUCCUGAGCUACAAAUACUUGAAGAAACAGAGCAGGGAGCCCAAGCCAGGGGGAGCCAAGGCCCCCGCCCCAGGGCCGGAAAGCACGGACGCCGUGUCUGCUCUGCUGGAACAGACCGCCGUGGAGCUGGAGAAGAGGCAGGAGGGAGGGAGCAGCACCCAGACCCCGGGAGACAGCUGGAGGUUCGAGGAGGAGACCAGUGACAACGAGGCUGCUGCGGAGGAGGAAGAGGAGGGAGAGGAGGACGUUUUCGCUGAGAAGCCCUCCCUGGAUAUGGAGGAGUGCUCAGCAUUAAAGGUGGACAAAGAGACCAACACGGAGACCCCCGCCCCAUCCCCCACGGUGGUGCGGCCCAAGGACCGGCGGGUGGGCACGCCGUCCCCGGCGCCGUUUCUCCGGGGAAGCACCAUCAUCCGCUCCAAGACCUUCUCCCCCGGACCGCAGAGCCAGUACGUGUGCCGGCUGAAUCGGAGUGACAGUGACAGCUCCACGCUGUCUAAGAAGCCGCCUUUUGUUCGAAACUCCCUGGAGCGCCGCAGCGUCCGGAUGAAGCGGCCUUCUUCCUUCAAAUGCCCACGCAACGAGCGCCUGAUACGCACCUCGCUGGACCUUGAGUUAGACCUGCAGGCCACCAGGACCUGGCACAGCCAGCUGACUCAGGAGAUUUCGGUGCUAAAGGAGCUCAAGCAGCAGCUCGAACAAGCCAAGAGCCACGGGGAAAAGGAGCUGCCGCAGUGGCUGCGCGAGGACGAGCGCUUCCGCCUGCUGCUGAGGAUGCUAGAGAAGCAGGUGGACCGAGCAGAGCGCCAGGGCGAGCUGCAGACAGACAAGAUGAUGAGGGCGGCUGCCAAGGACGUGCACAGGCUUCGAGGCCAGAGCUGUAAGGAGCCCCCAGAGGUGCAGUCUUUCAGGGAGAAGAUGGCGUUUUUCACCCGGCCUCGGCUGAACAUCCCAACCCUCUCUGCGGACGACGUCUGAUCGCCAGAAAAGUAUUUCCUUGGUUUCACUGGCCACGCUGUGAACAUAGACUGUGGCUGAAGUUAUUUAUGUGGUGUUAUAUGAAGGUACCGAGUCACAAGUCCUCUAGCGCUCCUGUAGGUUUGAAGAUGAAGAUUUUUUUUUUCUAGUUUGGAUUCUAUUAUUAUUCAGAGGGGGAAAAAUACAAAAACAAAACCAGCAUUAAAAUGUCAAGAUUGUAUAGUUUGUAUAUUUAGGAAUGUAUUUUUGAGAAAGAAAAUUUAAAUGAACUACAGCGGCUUUCAGUUGCUGCUCUUCUUAAAAUAAAAUUGUUUAGAUUUUUUUUUUUUGGUACAGCUCUGCCUUCUAGAGGUUUCACUGCAAUAAGUAAGGAGUAUUUUGGGGACGGCAAUCCUAAAAGGAUGUCCUGCAGAUAACCACAGCACAGCUGACCUUUCCUACUUAACCUAUUUUGUACAAUAUUUUAAAAAUGCACAGCCACUGUCGGGGGGACCCUGGGGGGCCACUGUCUGGGAAUCUUCACGAGCUGUGAUGUGUGUUUACGUGGCCGCCUCAGGUGGUGCGGGCAGCGGGGAGCUGGCCACAGGCCUGCCCGCGCCGGUCUCAGACGCCCAGUGAAGCCACUGAAGGGAGUGAGGGAGGGCUGCGGAGAACUUUGCGUUUCGUCUCCAUCAAUAAAGUGGCCUUUCUGAAUGAA